AUGAUCAGUGAUUCAUUUUUUUCACAUCUUCCAACAAUUGUUGAAAACAACAACUGGCUUGAAUUUGCCUACCCUAUUCCCUUGACAGAACGUCAAAAGCUUUACAUUCGUUCCAGCUACAAAGUCAUUGCUAAGAAUGCUUUAUCAAAGGCUAGCACAAAUCGUCGCAAGUAUUCCAUUAUCAGUGGAACUCCUGGAAUUGGAAAAUCUAUGUUUCUCUUUUAUAUCUUUUGGCAAUUGGUGAAGGAAGGAAAGCGUGUGUUAUUUGUUACCAGAGAACCUGCUAUAUACUUUGAUGGAAAUUCAACAUUUGACUAUCCUCAAUAUCCUUUGUCUUCAAAUCGUCAAUUCUGGACACCUGACUUAUGGUGCCUUGUUGAUUCAAAAGACCCAACUAACAUUCCUGGAUUUCCUGUUGAUGCCUGUUCUGUCAUUUUGUCAACUACCCCUCGAAGUGAUUUUAUUAGUGGAUUCAGCAAGUUGGUUCCAGCUCCUCCUGUCUUUUAUAUGCCUUUAUGGACUAGGGAAGAAUUGGAAGUUGUUGCACCCCUUUACUCAAAUGUAGCUAAUAUUUGGAUGAAUCGCUUUGAACUUUUAGGUGGUGUUCCUCGUCUUGUGCUGGAACAAACUGAACAAGAUCCAACAUGGUAA
Funneliformis geosporum is the source of this 651-nucleotide messenger RNA. NCBI's taxonomy places the organism in Eukaryota, Fungi, Glomeromycota, Glomeromycetes, Glomerales, Glomeraceae. The record is from the annotation of a GenBank genome assembly.